Molecule: messenger RNA, 1062 nt
Organism: Harmonia axyridis
Lineage: Eukaryota; Metazoa; Arthropoda; Insecta; Coleoptera; Coccinellidae
Product: zinc finger protein 888-like
Exons: 2
Coding region: 10-975 (321 amino acids)
Biological process (GO): regulation of transcription by RNA polymerase II
Cellular component (GO): nucleus
Molecular function (GO): DNA-binding transcription factor activity, RNA polymerase II-specific; RNA polymerase II transcription regulatory region sequence-specific DNA binding
Source: RefSeq, a predicted model, not a curated record
AGUAGCAAAAUGGAAAUUGCUGGCUACUCUGUAGACAAAAAAUCAAAAACAUACUUGAAUGAUUAUGUGAGAGAUUACAAAAAGGAAGAUACAUAUGAGAACCCUAAUGUAAAGAGUGAAGAUUUAAACUAUGUUGAGGAAUCUACUGAUGGAAAUCAAGUGUAUGACAGAAAAUAUUUCUUUGAGAAAACUGAGGAUAAUGUUAGUUUUAGUGUCUCAUCUGCAAAAAAUAUUGAGAAAAAUGUCCCUUUUUCAUUUGCAACAGAGAUAAUUCUGGAGAAAAUAGAAAGAAAUUGUGAAAGCAAAAAUUCCAAUGAAAUUAUUUACACAAAGAUUGUUGAAGCAGAACAAUAUAAGCAUAAUCUUUUUAAGUUUCCUCCAAAACAAACAAAAAAUAUGAAUACAUUUAUUAAUUCGAAGCCAUAUAAGUGUCACUUCUGUGAUUCAGCUUUCAGGAGAAACUCUCAUCUUAAAUCACAUAUAGAUUCCGUUCAUUCAAAUUCAAAGCAAUACAAAUGUCACAUGUGCAGUUUUGCUACCAACCAGAAAUCUAAUGUCAAAAGACACAUUGAUUCUGUUCAUUUGAACACCAAGCAACAUAAGUGUUAUUUAUGUGAUUAUGUAGAUAAUCAAAAAUCUAAUAUUAAAACUCAUAUAGAUACUGUCCAUUUAAAUUUGAAGAGACACAAGUGUCACUUAUGUGAUUAUGCUUCAUAUAAGAAAAGAAAUGUUAAUAUACAUAUAGAAGCUGUUCAUUUAAAUUUGAAACAAUUUAAGUGUGAUUUAUGCGAUUAUGCUUCACAUCGAAAAAAUAAUCUCAAAGUACACGUAGAAUCUGUCCAUCUGAAUUUAAGGCAACAUAAGUGUGUGAUAUGCAAAUUUGCUACAAAUCAUAAAUAUCUUCUUGUAAGACAUGUGGGUACUGUUCACUCAAAUUUGAAACAAGAGUCAAAUUACCAUGAUAAAAAGCUGUAAUUCCACCUAAGUUCAAUGUAUUAUUUUAUUCUAUAGUACUGUAAUUAUAGAAUUGUGAGCUUGUAUGAUUAAAUAUCUAUUUCUUUA